Molecule: messenger RNA, 993 nt
Organism: Symbiodinium natans
Lineage: Eukaryota; Dinophyceae; Suessiales; Symbiodiniaceae
Source: the annotation of a GenBank genome assembly
AUGGCAUGUGCACCUCCCGCUGGCCUUGCGACUCAACGUGCUCAAGACCCAAGCCAUGCCGACUGGAAAGAGGUGAGGCUGGCUCUGUCUACCGGCAUCUCUCUACCAACUUAUUGGUGGCACUCCCCAGCUGAAUCCAGUGAAGCUUCAACUGCGGUACUUUGCUUGCACGGUGCCGGAGAUGUUGCCUUGGUGUGGGCACCAGUUGCCAGACGACUCCGGGAACGAAUUGGAGGAACUAUCAUUGCCGCCGACCUUCGGGGCCAUGGUGGAGCAGUGGUGGAUGAGCGUCUCGAUGAAAGCCUCGGACUGCAACGGUUGCUGCCCGAUGUUUUAUCGCUGAUUCGCUGCGCCAGCGAAAGAUUGCAGGGCAAAGGCAGCCUCGUCCUGUGCGGGCACUCGCUGGGAGGAGCUUUAGCUGCACGUGCAGCAGCAGAGGCUCUCAAAGCGAAGCCUCCACUUUCUGUGCAAGCCACCAUUUUGCUGGAGUCUGUGGAGGGUACAGCUGCAGAGCUGCUUCCACGCAGCAUUGCGUGGAUGCAGGCCAGACCUGGCACCUUCAAAAGCUUGGAGGAUGCCAUUGCAUGGUCCCUGUCUUCAGGGAUGCUGACGGAUCCGCAAGCAGCGAGAGAGAACAUCCCACCUCGUCUACAUCACGAGGUCCAGGCUGACCGGGAAUCGUGGUCCUGGAUCACCAACGUGUCCGAGGCUAUUGCUUGUUGGCCCGAGUGGUUUGAUGGCGUGAGUUCUCUCUUCGUGAGCUUGCCCAUGCCAAAGCUGCUCAUUGUGGGAUCUGUGGACCGAAUGGAUGCCACAUUGGAGGCUGCGCACAUGCAAGGUCGCUUCCGAUUGGAAGUGGUUCCUCACCCGGGACAUUUCAUUCAUGAAGACCGUCCAGACGAGGUGGCCGAGGCAAUAUCGAAGUUCCUGCAGCAGCUACAACAGCAGCAGAAAGCCUUUGCAAAGCUCAUGGAGCGCCGCGCGAAUGCCUAA